Molecule: messenger RNA, 4023 nt
Organism: Peromyscus californicus insignis
Lineage: Eukaryota; Metazoa; Chordata; Mammalia; Rodentia; Cricetidae
Product: zinc finger protein 58-like
Exons: 4
Coding region: 137-1471 (444 amino acids)
Biological process (GO): regulation of transcription by RNA polymerase II
Cellular component (GO): nucleus
Molecular function (GO): DNA-binding transcription activator activity, RNA polymerase II-specific; RNA polymerase II cis-regulatory region sequence-specific DNA binding
Source: RefSeq, a predicted model, not a curated record
UGGUCCUUGUGACAUCACAGGGACCCACUCCGGAAACAGUACUUGUGCAUUCUGUCUGAAAGUGUGCUAUUUCUCCAAAGUUGUGCGAGAGUCCUGCCCUGCUCUACAUUCCUGUUGGGUCUCUGGCACGGAGGAAAUGCUGUCCUUCGGGGAUGUGGCCAUUGAAUUCUCUGCAGAAGAGAAGGAAUGCCUGGAGCAUGCUCAGUGGAAUUUGUACAGGGAUGUGAUGCUGGAGAAUUACAGCAACCUUGUGUUCCUUGGUCUUGCUGUGUCUAAGCCACACCUGGUGACAUUUUUGGAGCAAAGACAAGAAUCUUCAGAUGUGAAGGAACAAGCAGCAGCCAUUGUGCACCCAGGAAUAACAUCCAAUGAUUAUAACACUUACAACAAGACCAUUGAUUGCAACUCACUACAUAUUCAACGCCAGAGAAUUCAUACAAAGGAAAAACCCUACAAGUGUAAAGAAUGUGGUAAGGCCCUUAGUUCUCGCUCAACACUUUCUAUACACCAGAGACUCCAUACUGGAGACAAACCCUACAUGUGUACAGAAUGUCAUAAGACCUUUAAUACUCGUUCAUCACUUUUUAUACACCAGAAAAAUCAUACUGAUGAGAAAUCCUACAAGUGUGAAGAAUGUGGCAAAUCAUUUUACUAUCCUUCAAUGCUGAAGCAACAUCAAAGAAUUCAUUCUGGAGAGAAGCCCUACAAGUGUGAAGAAUGUGGAAAAAGGUUUUCUUAUUCUCUACGCCUUCAGGUACAUCAAAGAAUUCAUAGUGGAGAGAAACCAUACAAGUGUGAAGAAUGUCACAAAGCCUUUCGUAAAUACUCAGCCUGUUGGAGACACAUGAGAGUUCAUAUUGCAGAGAAAUUUUACCAAUGUGAAAUGAGUGCACAGGGAUUUAGUAAACCUGCUUUCCUCAUUGGGAACAGGGCAGUUCAUACUGCAGAGAAAGCCUACAAGUGUGAAGAGUGUGGCAAGUGUUUUUGUUCAUCUUCAUCCCUUAUUCGACAUCAAACAAUCCAUUCUGAAGACAAUCCCUACACGUGUGCAGAGUGUGGCAAAAGGUUUUCCUCUCUUGCACGCCUUCAAGAACAUCAGACAGUCCAUACUGGAGAGAAACCACACAAGUGUGAGGAGUGUGGCAAAUGUUUUUGCUCAUCUUCAUCCCUUAGACGACAUCAAGCAAUCCAUUCCGAAGACAAUCCCUACAAGUGUGCAGAGUGUGGCAAAAGGUUUUCCUACUUUACAAACCUUCAAGAACAUCAGACGAUUCAUACUGGAGAGAAAGCAUUCAAGUGUGAGGAGUGUGGCAAAUGUUUUUACUUAUCUUCAUCUCUUCGCCGACAUCAAGCAAUUCACUCUGAAGACAAUCCUUACAAGUGCAAAGAGUGUGGCAGAUGUUUUUCAUCAUCUUCAUCCCUUAGGCGACAUAAACAAAAAAAGAAAAUUCAUUCUGAAGACAAUCCUUAAAAGUGUGGGGAAUUUGACAAAGACUUUGUUAAUCUUUAUAUCCUUACUCAACACAUGAUAUUAGUUCAUACCAGAGAGAAAUCCUACAAAUGUCUUAAAAAGUUUAUUUAUUCAACCCUUAAAACACAUCAAAUGAGUGUGUGAAGUGUCAUAAAAAUCUUUGCUAACAUUUCAGAUCUUUUCCAACUCAAAUAAAUACAUAGUAGAGAAUAUUAAGUUAGUUAUUUUUGAAUGUCAACAGGAAUAUGUAGCUAGAGUUUUCCUGCUUGGCCCACAGUCAGGACAAAUCUCUGUCACCCGAAAGUCCCACAGCUGCUCAGACCCAACCAAGUAAACACAGAGACUUACAUUGCUUACAAACUGUAUGGCCGUGGCAGGCUUCUUGCUAACUGUUCUUACAGCUUAAAUUAAUCCAUUUCUAUAAAUCUAUACCUUGCCACGUAGCUUGUGGCUUACCAGCAUCUUCACAUGCUGCUUGUCAUGGUGGCGGAUGGCAUUGUCUCCUCCUCAGCCUUCCACUUCCCAGAAUUCUCGCCUAUACUUCCAUAUACAGACCAUCCCACAACAGGAAUAUCUAACUUCCAACAGCAAAAAUGUUAAGAAUGUCAUCAAAGAACAGUGGAGACUUCUCUUUGCUCUAACCCCCAACAGUUUGUUCAAGCAGUGUGUUUGAAACUUGCCUUGAUUAAUGAGUCCCUUUCUUCUGUAACUAUAAAUAUUCCAUGAAACCUUUACAUGUCCUAACUUUGUCCACAGGGUUCCUGGAGUCUGAGAUCUGGGCUGUGGCAUAGUUACUGUUGUUUUUCCCAGUGGAGUCAUCCAAGCUCCUGUAAUAUCUCCCCUUGUGUGUAAGAAUCUCCGUCUCUCUGAGCUAGCAGGUUUUCACCCAGCAUCUGGCUCCUGAAUCCUUAUUGGUAAAAUAAAAGGAUAGAGUUAGUUAAAACUACAGGAAGGCUCUUCCGGUCUUAGGCCUCAGCGUCAAGGCAGCAGCUGCAGAGACGCAGUUAUCAGCUGAGGCAGAGAUGGCAUCUGUGCGUCAGAUAAAAAACAACAGUGCCCAUAGAGCAAUAAUGACAGGAAAGUUAUGAGAGUAAUCAAUCACUUUCUGAUUGGAUUUAAAGCUUAUUCCACAAAUAAUAACUGAUGUGAUGCUAAUUUGGUGAUAUACUUUUGCCUGGCUAGAUGAUAAGCCCUAAGGAGAAUUGAAUGCUGUUAUUCUAAUAAGUAGAUAUGAACUAAAUGAACCCAAGUUUUCAUCUUUAUAACCAGAGUCAGGCACCUCUCCACACCCACCAGAAAAUAUUGUGUGGUAGAUGGAGAAUAAUACACAGAUGCAAAUUGGUUGAAGUGUAGGGAAUAUUAGCCUGUGGAGGGCCCUAAUCUAGAAGUGACACCUGUAUCACACAGUGUAAAAGAGGUCCCUUGUUGGGAGCUGUUCAGCCUAGUUUUGGAUCAGCAUAUGACUACCUGUACAAUGGGUUUCCUCAGAACAGGCACCUGUGAAAUGCACUCUCACUUGGUAAGGACCAGUAGUCCACAGGACAGCAUAGGAAUUUGCAAAAUUUGUGCAGCUUGCAGGCUCUUGCAGGCUCUUGUUUUCCUCUCAUUAUAUUGGUGAUGCUUUGGGCAGUUCUUAGUUUUAUGUUGUCAGUCACACAUACAACAACUGUAAUUUUCCCUGGAAAUUCUGUUCCUUUUCAAACACUUUGCCCUAAGAUUCAGCAGGUGGUUAUUGCUUCUUAAAUCCCUUAUCUGGAAUUACUAACUACAAUUCCCAACCCUGGGAACUUUUCUGACUCAAUGAAGAUAGUUAAGUACAUUUGAGAAAACAACCCUUGGAAAAUUAACCAUGUUUCACAGUUUGGGAAAGGAGAACAGAGCAUAUGUACACAGACUCUGAUGAAAGCCUCAGGAAUACAUGUGGUGCCAACUGCUGAGAGUAAGUUCCCUGGAUCGCAAGCAUAGAAUUGUUGGUAGGAUCUCGUGUGCCCCCGGAGGAAAAAAUACAAUGCCAAAUGUGGAAUGGGUAGAUCCAUCUUUACCAUACACAGGAGCUUAUAUUGGUGGAAGAAGUAUGGUAUAGUGAGAUGAGAAAAGAGUGCUUUAUCAAGAUCUGCCUUUUACAGAGAGGUUGAGAUAUGGGACCCGUUUGUACAAAAGGGAGCUGUAUAAAAAUACAUCUUGCAGACAUGAAAGAAUUGUCUGGGUUUGAAUAUUGUUGUCCUUAAGGCAUUGUGUCCAGGCCCAUUGCUUUUUAACUUUGUAGUCACGAGUAGCUGCCAGCUGACAUACAUGCUGUGAGAGCAGGAUGUGUCUCACUCAAUGUUUAAUUAAGCCUGCAAAAAUGCUGAACUCUAUGUCUAGAAUAAGGUUAUGCAGGGGGUGGAAGGUGUAUCUGGGGAAGCAUAAAGGGGAACAAUGGGGGCUUUCAUAAUGAUCACAAUGUAUUCCUUAAAUUGUGAUGUAUUUCUUAAAGUCAAAAAUAGAAGCCAAUGAUGUAACCCUGGUAAGAGAAAACUCUGUUUAAGUAUAAAUAAAGUCAACCUGAGCUA